Molecule: messenger RNA, 2327 nt
Organism: Chelmon rostratus (copperband butterflyfish)
Lineage: Eukaryota; Metazoa; Chordata; Actinopteri; Chaetodontiformes; Chaetodontidae
Gene: rnf5
Product: ring finger protein 5
Exons: 6
Coding region: 136-777 (213 amino acids)
Biological process (GO): ubiquitin-dependent protein catabolic process
Cellular component (GO): endoplasmic reticulum
Molecular function (GO): metal ion binding; ubiquitin-like protein conjugating enzyme binding; ubiquitin protein ligase activity
Source: RefSeq, a predicted model, not a curated record
UCAGGUAGAGCGACAGCAGCAGCCUCGGUCCGUUGACACUUGUCGUCGCCUCUGACUCACGGCUAACGUUAGCUCGGCUCGGGCCCGUGUGGGUUGGGUUGGUGCGUUACCUUCCUAUCUUGUACAGAAAGUAUUAUGGCGGCCGCGGAUCCCCGGUCCUCGAGUGACGGCGGGCCGGCCAGCAGAGGAGGAUUCCCGGCCGGGGAGAGCAGCAACGACCGCGACGGACCGGGCGGCAGCAGCAGCGGCGGCAGCGGGGAGGGCGAACGGGAGCGGGACCGCGCCACCUUCGAGUGCAACAUUUGUUUGGACACUGCCAGGGACGCUGUCAUCAGUAUGUGCGGCCACUUGUUCUGCUGGCCGUGUCUUCAUCAAUGGCUGGAGACCCGGCCCAGCAGGCAGCAGUGUCCCGUCUGUAAAGCGGGCAUCAGCAGAGAGAAAGUCAUCCCGCUGUACGGCCGAGGGAGCUCCAGCCAAGAGGACCCCAGGUUGAAAACUCCCCCUCGGCCUCAGGGACAGAGAACAGAGCCGGAGAGUCGAGGCGGGAUGUUCCAGGGUUUCGGGGACACCGGCUUUCACAUGUCUUUCGGCAUCGGCGCCUUCCCCUUCGGCUUCUUCACCACAGUCUUCAACACCAACGACCCCUUUCACAGAACAGACCAGUAUGCAGGUGAUCACCAAGGCAACGGUAACCUCAACAACGGCAAUAACAACUGGCAAGACUCCCUCUUCCUGUUUGUGGCCAUCUUCUUCUUCUUCUGGCUGCUGAGCGUGUGAUGGAGACCGGACGGGAUGGAUGGAUGGAUGGAUGGACGAGUGGAUCGAUGACUGGGAGGGAGGAGCACAAAAAAAAGCAAAAAAAAAAAGAAACCCUUACACACUUAACUCGAGCCACAGACACACACUCAUUCUACAUCCCCGAGCAGGUACUAACUUGGGAGAGAAAGCAAAUCUUUAUUUUUUUGUGUUUGAUUCCGAAACGAGAAAUACAGGAAGUAGUUUUUUUCUCCUCCUGGCAAAGGCAGAUUCGCUUUAAGAAAGUCAGCCCCAACCACCUGCUUCUUUGAUUUUGUUUAUGCAAGAAACGCUCGCUGGAAAGAAGCGUAAUCCCAGAAUAAGUCACGUUAGCCCUCCCUGUCUCCAUGCACCUGUAGAUGUACGCACACAGACAACUAAAGGUGGACACUGAAAGAUUAAGGGGCUCACUGCUGGGGUUCGGAGACAGUAUUAAGGGAUCAGGGUGAGCUUUGUAAAGGAUCUUUAUUUUAUUUUAUGUGUCGAGCUGCAGAAAGAGUCGGGUGGAGGAUAAUUCGGGGCUGUGAGUAGUUAUGUUUUGGUUUCUCACAUUCCUCUUGAAGGAGUCACUGGUGUAUUCUUUAAACAGAGAGCUGGAGGCAUGUUGUGGAGAGUUUAAGUGGGGUUAAAAACGGGGAAGCGAGGGAAGGGUGUGAGAUAAGGUGGUGUUUGCUAUGGCAACUCUUUCUUACUCCAACAGGCCAAAGAAUAGCGGAUCAGUCACGUAAGGUGUCGGGGUGAAAAGCAUGUUCCUGUUUACAGUUUCCUCAUGAAAUGAGCUAAGUACUCCUAGAAUUUGCGGCUUCCUCUUGAAAGCAGACAGACAGAUAGCACAGAUGGAUGCAUUUUUUUAAUAUACAUUUGUCUUAAAAACUGCCAUUGCACUGUGAAGUCAUUUGUAGACGGAGCUGUCCUUAAGAUUGGUGUGUGUGUGUGCUGGUGUUGAACCGCUUGUCGCGUCUUUCCCCACAAAGCUUUACAAACACGUGUGCGCCGUUUAAAGGGCCAGUUUGGGAGAUUUCCGCAUUAACACGAGCAACUCUAGAGUGAAAAAUCCAAUCUGACGCACGCGGUUUGUUAAUUACAGAGCCAAUUUGUCAAGAAGAGAGAGAGUCCGGCAAAUAAAGUUGCUCGUUAAGAUACAUCGACAGGAAGUAGAAUUGAUGCAGCGCAACCAAUCAGAAGAGCCCUUUCAGUGCAGCAGCACAUGAAGGGGUUCCAGGAAUGACAAGCAGCAACUCAAUAAACUUUCUGUCAGUUGUUUUUCCCCCCUGACUGUAUGUGUCUGUCUGAGUGAGUGUGUUCUACAUUAUAUAUUUGUAUAUAUGAAUAUUGUAAAUGCUGUUUUUACGUCUUUUCUGAGUGGACGACCAGCCAUGGAGAGCGAGAGAGGACGAGAUGGCCUCAAUGUGCUUUUGUAAAGCGACGAGAGAUCUGGUUCCUGGUUUUCAGAAAUCCCUUCCCUUUUACUAACUCGAGAAGAAAAAAAAAAAACGCUUGCAGCCCAAGUUCGUAACUCUUCUGCCAACCUC